This is a messenger RNA of Suillus paluster, 897 nucleotides long. RefSeq lists its product as uncharacterized. Bases 1 to 897 code for a protein of 298 amino acids. The record is from RefSeq and is a predicted model, not a curated record. Lineage: Eukaryota; Fungi; Basidiomycota; Agaricomycetes; Boletales; Suillaceae. The transcript is spliced from 7 exons.
AUGGCUGCAUCGCGCGUUCAAGCCUGUAUCAGUCAAUAUCAGACAGAGGCUGCUGAGAACGAUGUUCCUUCGGCUUGGAUAAUCUACUUUAAAGCCGGAAUCCAAUGGGAGAUCACUCUCACAUGGAACGCGGUUCCAGACCACAUCUUUUCAUCCCACUUAUCCGAGUUUCGUCUGGUCCGGGAUCAUGGAGAACCCUCCCGGAUUGUAUCCUCCUAUGAUACUCCAUGGUGGAUGGGGGACACUACAAUCCCUAACAAACCAUGGCAAUGGGAUCAGAGCGGCAUUGAGGACAAUGGUUUCAUCCUUCCAGAGCAGCUGGACGGCACCCCGGCUCCAUCACUGGUGGGACUGAAGUGGAUUAGGGAAUGCCUGGUGUCGUUGAUUCAGGACCAUCAGGAGGGCAUCCAUGAUAAGAUGGUGGAGAUUGAUAUAUCUUUGACUCAAUGUCGAGUUCCGGGUAUCAUGUUCCGGGUACCGAGCAUUGAGCACCAAGGUGUCGAGUACCAAACACUGAACACCAAAUACCGAAUACCGAAUGAUGAGUAUCGACGUCCGGGUAUCAAGUUCCAUGUAUCAAGUUCCGGGUACCGAGCAUCGACCAUUGAGUUCCAGGUAUCGACCAUUGAGGUCCGGGCAUUGAGGUGUGCGAUCCAGGUGCCGAAUGCCAAGUGCUGGGCAUUGACUACCGAGCUCCAAGUUCCGGGCCUCGAGUACCGAGUGCCGAGUACCAAAACCCAGCAUACACAUUUUGUAAAUUGGACAAAUCACCGUACUGAGUACCAAGUACCAAGCUCUGGGUUCUGGGUUCUGGGCGUUGAGUGUGCGAUCUGGGUGCUGAAUGCCGAGUGCUGGGCAUUGACUACUGAGCUCCGAGUUCUGGGCCUCGAGUACUGA